AUGGCGCAGGAAGAAGAGAGUCACACUGUAGAUAAGCCUUGCACUUGCCAACCGUGUGGAAUAAGUGUCACUACAAAAGGAAGCCUUAAAGUCCACAUGCAAAUUCACACAAGAGAGAAACCUUGCCCCUGCCAACAGUGUGGUAAAAGUUUCACUCGAAAAAGAAGCCUAGAGAGCCACAUGAGAACUCACAGUGGAGAGAAACCCUUUAAAUGCCUUCAGUGUGGAAAGAGUUUUACACUUAAGCCAACCCUUUAUGCCCACAUGAGAAUUCACUCUGAAGAGAAGCCUUACACCUGCAAACUGUGUGGAAUAAGUUUAAUCCGAAAAAGAAACCUUAAAUUUCACAUGAGAAUUCACACUAGAGAGAACUUCUACACCUGCCAAGAAUGUGGGAAAAGUUACGUUCAAAAAGGAGGCCUUAAAGUUCACAUGGGAACUCACUCUGGAGAUAAGCCUUUCACCUGCCAACAGUGUGGAAUAAGUGUCACUACAAAAGGAAGCCUUAAAGUCCACAUGCAAAUUCACACAAGAGAGAAACCUUACCCUUGCCAACAGUGUGGUACAAUUGUCAUUCAAAAAGCAAGCCUAGAGAGCCACAUGAGAACUCACACUGGAGAUAAGCCUUACACCUGCCUUCAGUGUGGACAGAAACCGUCCGUGCAGCAGUCUCCACAAGACAUGGCAAAGAAAUCUGCAAGAGUCAAGAAGGCUGAAAAAGUGCUUUCACCUCUGUGGGAUCAUCCACAGACUUCUGUAGAUGAAAAAGCUAAAGAAACCGCUCUGCAGGAGGCCAAGCAAACUAUUGAAGGCCAAAAGACCGAGAUUGCCACCUUAGAAGAAUGGGUUGACAUUCUGAAAGAGGAUCGAGAUUUCCUCCGAGAGAGACUUAAAGAGGCUCUUGCCGUUAGAAGCGAGAAGGGGGUAGAUGUGGCCAGUAAUAUCCCACCUAAUGAGCAGGCACCUGGAAAGAGGAAACAGGAGUCAAAUAUAACCGAUUCCUCAUCCUCUGAUUCCUCAUCGGAUUCUGAGCCCGAUUCCGAGUCCCCAGAGCCCAAGAAGUUAAAGUCAAAGCCCAAAAAGGCCAAGAAAAUGAGCAAAACACUAAGAGGUAUGCAGUAA
Messenger RNA from Carassius auratus (goldfish), 1122 nucleotides. RefSeq names its product gastrula zinc finger protein XlCGF8.2DB-like. NCBI's taxonomy places the organism in Eukaryota, Metazoa, Chordata, Actinopteri, Cypriniformes, Cyprinidae. Gene Ontology annotation, molecular function: RNA polymerase II cis-regulatory region sequence-specific DNA binding; DNA-binding transcription factor activity, RNA polymerase II-specific. Gene Ontology annotation, biological process: regulation of transcription by RNA polymerase II. Bases 1 to 1122 code for a protein of 373 amino acids. The transcript is spliced from 5 exons. The record is from RefSeq and is a predicted model, not a curated record.